UCCCUCGCAAACUUGCAGCUAUGAAAUCGGCUCUCCUCAGAACCGUCUCCAUUCCCGUCAUCUGGCCGUCCGGCACCGCUUCGUCAUCCUUCUCCAAUUACAGACCGUUGCAUGGAGUUUUCACCGGCCACAAGAGUUCCGUUUCGUCUCCAAAGAUCUCUCUGCAUUUUGAGAUGAAUAAUCCUAGAGGAAGGAAUUCGAGUGGUAUACGAAGGGCGUCAUCGGAGAGCGACAUCUCUCGAUCGCUGCAUGAGGUUUCGAAUCCGUAUGAUCAAUUUGGAGGAGUCGGAUCUCGAUCUCGGACUCGAUCCUCUCAUUCUGAAAUACCAGAGGAGGAGUUUUUGAACCAGGAUGAAUUUGACAGUGAUUCGAUGGAGGACGACUCUGGAUGUUUGGAUUCCGGAAUCGGCUGCAGCGAUGGCGCUGAAUUUUUUACAGAUACGUUUUAUGACGGAAGUAAUGACCGUAAUAAGAUCGGAGCGUACUACGAAGAGUUGCUGAAGUUGAACCCUAACGACGCUCUGUUACUGAGAAACUAUGGAAAAUUCUUACAUGAGGUGGAGAAAGAUCAUGUGAGAUCAGAGGAAUGCUACAGCAGAGCAAUAUUGGCGAAUCCAAGCGACGGAGAGUUGUUGGCUUUGUAUGGAAAACUGGUGUGGGAGUCUCACAAAGACAAGCAAAGAGCUGAAUAUUACUUCGACCGCGCCGUGCGUGCCUCCCCUAACGACUGUUUGGUGAUUGGUUAUUACGCCUAUUUCUUGUGGCAAAUUGAAGAUGAUGAAGAAGAAGAGGCGGCGGAGGUAUGGCCGGCGGCUAUGGUAGCGGCGUUUUAAUUGAUCAAAUGGAUGGGGAGACGACAGUUUUGGCAAAAUAGGAGAGGAGGAGGCAAGAAAGAAUGGCAUGCGAUUCCUGAAUGGGCAUUUGAAGAGGGAACAAAGAUUAGCUUCCGGGUGCUCUCAAUAUCUCAUUUUAUAUUUAUAUUCAUAUUUAUAUUUAAAGCACUUUUACUUU
Molecule: messenger RNA, 1011 nt
Organism: Cucurbita moschata (crookneck pumpkin)
Lineage: Eukaryota; Viridiplantae; Streptophyta; Magnoliopsida; Cucurbitales; Cucurbitaceae
Exons: 3
Coding region: 21-833 (270 amino acids)
Molecular function (GO): protein binding
Source: RefSeq, a predicted model, not a curated record